AUGAAAUCUACAUCAUCCUCCGCCCGCCUCCAAAACGACUUUGGAGCUGAUCUAUGGGUGAAGAAUCGUCCUAAGCAUCACCCCACAGCAGGCCGCGGCCUCUUCGCCGGCCUCCAAGAUACCAAGAACUACAAUGUGGAAUCAGGCUGGGCGAAGCGCAGUAAUGCGGAAAGUCAGGGGUUUCUGGGGGGUUUGUUGAGUCGGUAUGCAUCCAUCCCACCUUUAGGUUAUUUGGUUGUUGAUUCGUGA
This is a messenger RNA of Aspergillus neoniger CBS 115656, 249 nucleotides long. RefSeq lists its product as uncharacterized. The record is from RefSeq and is a predicted model, not a curated record. The transcript has 2 exons. Lineage: Eukaryota; Fungi; Ascomycota; Eurotiomycetes; Eurotiales; Aspergillaceae. Bases 1 to 249 code for a protein of 82 amino acids.